CAGCAACCACGAGCGACAUCACUCGUAGCCUUCGGAUAUAGCCCCACCAACUGUAUCUGAGUAGCUGGUACUGCCACUUGCUAGACUCCUGGCGAACAUUUAGAGUAGUAGACUUCAGUCACAGGAUAUUCACAGCUUCUCACUCGUCCCGGGCUCAAAGUUCGCUUUAGCUACUCGCGACUGCCAAUUGAGCUCUACUCACGCGAGAAUGGCGCGGGGAGGCUCCAAGAGGGGAAACCGCGGAGGUGGGAACCGCCAUGGCAACAAGAAGGGGAGCAAGCGCAACGACCGAUCUAAUGCUGUUCGCAGCGAGCCGUGGUCUACCAUACCGAGAACAAAUGAUUACUAUGAGGCCUACUACAGCCAGGGCGGGUUCAUGGGAUACGAUGAGCUCACUAAAAUGUGGGAGUACAUGAAGACAGACCUGCCCACCAGCUGGCGCUUCACUGGGACCAAGACUGAUGCUCUCGCCGUUCGAGACAUCUUCAAAGAACGGUACAUUCCCCGAAUUGCCGCGACUGAAUGGGAAGGACAGCCUGUGCAGCCUCCAGAGCCUGUCUCUGCCUUUCCCGACGAGCUCACCUGGCACAUGAAGACUGACAAGAAGGUCAUUCGUCGGAACAAGCAGUUUGCAGAAUUCCAGAAAUUCUUGGUCGCAGAGACCAGUUCAGGCAACAUCAGCAGACAAGAGGUCGUAAGUAUGGUCCCGCCACACUUCCUCGAUGUCAAACCUGGAAUGGUUGUCCUAGACAUGUGCGCCGCUCCAGGCAGCAAAUCAGCUCAAUUAGCGGAGAUGAUUCAUGGUGAUGAAGAGGACCGUGUCCAGAUGGCUGCCUCAAGUAACGCACAUGACAUGUCCGACAAAUCUGGCGAUUAUAGCGAUGAUGGGCGAUCAACGGGGCUGCUGGUCGCAAAUGAUACCGAUUAUAAGCGCGCCGGAAUGCUAGUUCACCAGGUCAAGCGGCUUAAUUUCCCCAAUCUCAUCAUUACCCAGCACGACGCAGCCGCCUACCCGUCCCUAGAGAUUCCUGCCGGACCUGCUGGAGGAAAGAAGAAAUACCUCAAGUUCGAUCGCGUCCUCGCUGACGUCCCCUGCUCUGGAGAUGGCACGACUCGAAAGAACACCAAUGUCUGGCAGAAAUGGACCCCCAAGGAUGCACUCGGACUUCACGGCUUACAAGUGCGGAUCCUCAUCCGAGGCCUUCAGUUACUCAAGAAGGGUGGUCGCCUGGUUUACUCUACCUGUAGCAUGAACCCUGUCGAAAACGAGGCUGUGGUCGCAGACGCUAUCAGGCAGUGCGGUGGCGUAUCUAAAGUCACGGUUGUGAAUUGCGACGACCACCUCCCCAACCUCAUCCGACGGCCCGGAUUAAAGACGUGGAAAGUCAUGGACAUGUCAAGCGUACUAUUAGAAGAUAAGAAACCUCACAUGUUUACAAGCUGGGAGAAGUUCGAGGAGGUGAGGGAAUCAGUCAAGGAUGAAAACCGCUCGUUCUCUCGAAACAUGACUCCGGGCAUGUUCCCCCCCACCAACAUGUCUGAAGAGGAGCGCAUACCACUCGAGAACUGCAUGCGAGUCUACCCGCAUCUGCAGGAUACUAGCGGUUUCUUCAUUACCGUCCUCGAAAAGAAGGAGGAUAUCAAGGUCGCCCAAGUACCCAGCAAGACCGAGGAAGAGUCAGGGCUAACGGAGACACAAAAUGGUACUUCGUUGUCAAGAGCUGGAUCAAAGAGGCAGCGAUCGGAGGGUGCGGAUGAAUCUCAGUCACCAAAGCGAGUGAAGACAUCAUUCACUAACGGUACUGAGCCAGAUAUUGUAGCAACAGAGGAUACCCAAACUCCAGUUACUACCAACGUGGACGCUAAAAUGUCAGCAAACGGCGCCGUUAAAGACGAGAAGGACACCAAGGAGAUCUUCAAAAAACUCAACCGAAAUGGCCAGCCCGCCCAAACCGAGUUCUUCGAAUACCUCGCCCCGGAUGACCCAACUAUCAAAAACAUCACCGACUUCUUCGGCAUCUCGGCGCGCUUCCCUCGCAACCGCUUCAUGGUCAAGAACAAGGAAGGUAUCCCUGCCAACAAAAUCUACUACACAUCCGAACUCGCAAAGGAUAUUUUAACCAUGAAUAAAGACCGCGGCGUCAAGUUCGUGCACUGUGGCGUCGUCACCUUCAUGUCGCACAAAGUCAAAGACACCGACAACCCUGGCGCAAAGUGGCGACUCCAAGACGACGGAAUCCGGAUCCUCGAGCCCUGGGCUGCGAAGCGCAUCAUCACACUCAAGAGCAAGGCCACGUUGCACAAACUGCUCAUUGAGAUGUUUCCGAUCAUGCCAAAGGACGGGAAGCACAAACUCGACGAUGUGGGCGACCAGCUUGCGGAGAUGGAUGUUGGUUGCUGUUUCCUCAAGAUCGAGAAAUCGGAUGGCGGCGAUAGCAUGCCAUUCCCAAUGGUCCUUCCUGUCUGGCGACAUCCGGGUUCGAUCAACCUCAUGGUAUCGAAUGAGGAUCGGUUGGCGCUGUUGCUGAGGUUCUGGGAUGAGCUGAACCCGCCCAUUAUCAAUCAUGUCAAGGACAAGCAGGCUGCGAAGGAGGCUGCUUUGGCUGUUGAGGAUCAGGAGACUGCUCUUGCAGUUGAGGGUCAGGAGAUGGUAGAUAUUGAGGACAAGUAGGCGCGCGACAGGUUUUUCAUAUGAGGGCAUUAGGUUCCAAUAGAGCGAGGUGAAGGUAAGAUAGCAGAGCACUCACUGUGCUCAUAUAUAGUGCAUAUGGAGAAGGCUCAGCCUUCUUCCCAACCGUUC
Messenger RNA from Lindgomyces ingoldianus, 2800 nucleotides. RefSeq names its product S-adenosyl-L-methionine-dependent methyltransferase. Gene Ontology annotation, cellular component: cytoplasm; nucleus. The transcript is spliced from 3 exons. Gene Ontology annotation, molecular function: tRNA binding; tRNA (cytidine-N5)-methyltransferase activity. NCBI's taxonomy places the organism in Eukaryota, Fungi, Ascomycota, Dothideomycetes, Pleosporales, Lindgomycetaceae. The coding region runs from base 209 to 2671 and encodes 820 amino acids. The record is from RefSeq and is a predicted model, not a curated record. Gene Ontology annotation, biological process: tRNA methylation.